Molecule: messenger RNA, 1103 nt
Organism: Lagenorhynchus albirostris (white-beaked dolphin)
Lineage: Eukaryota; Metazoa; Chordata; Mammalia; Artiodactyla; Delphinidae
Gene: SPATA22
Product: spermatogenesis associated 22
Exons: 8
Coding region: 12-1103 (363 amino acids)
Biological process (GO): meiotic DNA repair synthesis; gamete generation; homologous chromosome pairing at meiosis
Source: RefSeq, a predicted model, not a curated record
UAUCGAAGGAAAUGAAGAGAAACAUAAAUGAAAAUUCAACUCGAAAUACAGCAGGCUGUUUGCCUGUACCACUGUUCAAUCAGAAAAAGAGGAAUAGACAGCCAUUAACAUCCAAUCCACUUAAAAAUGAUCCAGGUAUCAGUACUGUUUCUGACAGUUAUGAUUUCCCUCCUCUACCAACAGAUUGGGCCUGGGAAGCUAUGAAUCCAGAGCUGCCUCCUUUAACGAAAACAGUGAACACAGGGCAAAUACCACAUUCAGUUUCUCAUCCCCUGAGAAGUCAAGAUUCUGUGUCUAAGUCUAUUGAAUUAAAUGCUGAAAGAAGCAAGAGUGGUUGGAGCUACAGAGACGGCAACAAAAAUACCACUUUAAAAACUUGGGAUAGAAAUGAUUUUAAGCCUCAGUGCAAAAGAACAAAUCUAAUGACAAAUAAUGGAAUAAAUUCAUGUCCAGUGAAUUUGGGAGCUCAACAAUGGAAACAUUUAAGAGUAUCUGAAUCUACUAACUUAUCUCACCAAAGAGAAAGUGAAGUACUCACACAAACACAUUCGUCAAAAAUAUCUGGCUCCACAAUGAGAAGUCUAGACAAAAACAGUUCAUUACAGGCAUUUAAGCCCAGUUUUCAACAAAAUCAAUUUAAGAAAAAAAUGUUGGAUGGUUUUCCAGAAGAAAACACCCUCAAGGAAGCAUCAUUGUAUCAGUUAAAGCUUAAGGAGAAAGAGAAUUCUUUAAGAAUUAUAUCUGCAGUUAUUGAAAGCAUGAAGUACUGGUGUGCACAUGCACAGAAAACUGUACUUCUUUUUGAAAUAUUAGCUGUUCUCGAUUCAGCUGUUACACCUGGCCCAUAUUGUUCAAAGACUUUUCUUCUGAGAGAUGGGAAAAAUACUCUGCCUUGUGUAUUUUAUGAAAUAGAUCGUGAACUUCCAAGACUGAUUAGAGGCCGAGUUCAUAGGUGUGUUGGAAACUAUGACCAGAAAAAGAAUAUUUUUAAAUGUGUUUCUGUCAGACCAGCAUCUGUUUCUGAACAAAAAACUUUCCAAGCAUUUGUUAAAAUUGUAGAUGCUGAAAUGAGAUAUUAUACUAAAGUAAUGAGUGAAAUUUAA